Sceloporus undulatus (fence lizard) is the source of this 5422-nucleotide messenger RNA. RefSeq names its product SH3 and cysteine rich domain 2 (gene STAC2). The record is from RefSeq and is a predicted model, not a curated record. Gene Ontology annotation, biological process: positive regulation of voltage-gated calcium channel activity; positive regulation of protein localization to plasma membrane; skeletal muscle contraction. The transcript is spliced from 11 exons. Gene Ontology annotation, molecular function: protein binding. The coding region runs from base 143 to 1423 and encodes 426 amino acids. NCBI's taxonomy places the organism in Eukaryota, Metazoa, Chordata, Lepidosauria, Squamata, Phrynosomatidae. Gene Ontology annotation, cellular component: extrinsic component of cytoplasmic side of plasma membrane.
GGGGCAAAGGCGGGAAAGGAUUUAAGGGGCUGCGAGGGAGCCUUGGAGCUUCCAGCCAGGAGAGCAAGGCAGGAGGGCUGCGGCUGGGCAUUAAAGGGGCCAAGAGGGUGCCUUCCUCCUCCUCCUCCUCUUCCUCCUCGCCAUGACUGAAAUCACCGAAAAGGAGAACGACCCCCAGCAGCACAACCCCGACCCCCAGCAGACCCCCAGCACCGGUGGUCCCAGCCUCCAGGAGACCAAGCUGCAGCGUUUCAAGCGCUCUCUCUCACUCAAAACCAUCCUACGGAGCAAGAGUGUCGAGAACUUUUUCUUGCGCUCCAACAGUGAGUUCAAGCUGCCCACAGAUGUGCUGCUUAGCCCCCCAGAUUCUGUGCCACCCCCGUCUCCCCCACCGGUGCCCACCGAAGCAGAGCGCUCUCCCCGAGCAAUUCAGAGGUCUCUGGCACCCCUCAAGCCCAUGAAAACCCACAGCUUCCAGGAGCACAUCUUCAAGAAACACAACCCUUGUGAAAUUUGCCAUCAGCUUAUUGUAGGAAACUCAAAGCAAGGCCUGCGAUGCAAGACAUGCAAAGUUAGUGUGCAUUUGUGGUGUUCAGAAGAAGUUUCUCAUCAGCAGUGCCCAGGAAAGGCACAAGCAACAUCUUUCCGACGUAAUCUCAGCUCCCCUAUGCUGCUGCAUGAUCCACAGCCACAGCCAGUCACCACCACUACCACCACCACUACCACCAGUGCUACCACUGCCACUGCUUCAACCCCCCCGAAGGAGUCUCCUCCUGCAGCAGGGACCAGCGGAAAGGUGGACCCCAUUUAUGAGACUCUGCGCUAUGGCACUUCACUGGCUUACAUGAAUCGUUCCAGUUUCAGCAGCACCUCAGAGUCCCCCACCAGGAGUCUGAAUGAAAAGGAUGAGGGGGCUGAGGACACAGAAGCUUCUGGCCAAUCAGCAGAGGAAACCCAAGCUGAUAAUGUUUUCUCAGAACCAGCAGAGAAUGAGGGCACUGCAUCAGAAGAAAAGAGCCCAGAACAGCAGUCAGCUCGAGGCUCUACACGCAAGGAGAUUUCACCCAUGUAUUCAUAUGUAGCUCUCUACAAGUUUUUGCCUCAGGAGAACAAUGACCUACCCCUGAAGCCUGGUGAUCGAAUCAUGCUGGUGGAUGAUUCCAAUGAGGACUGGUGGAAGGGGAAGAUGGGCGACCGCAUAGGCUUCUUCCCAGCCAAUUUUGUACAGCGGGUUCGUCCAGGUGAAACAGUCUGGAGAUGCGCCAGGACCUUCUAUGGCAAUAAGGAGCAUGGACAGCUGAGCCUUAAGGAAAACCAGAUCUGUGUUGGUGUGGGGAAGACCAAGGAGAAUGAGGGUUUCAUCAAGGUGACAAGUGGCAAAAAACGGGGGCUGGUGCCUGCAGAUGCCCUAACAGAAAUCUGAAGACAGAACAAGACUGCAAAGCAAGAUGGAAAAGUUUUACAAGCAAUGUCUACAGACAAAGGCAGCCCUGCCUGACUCCAGCCCAUCCCAUCCCUGUGUUCCUGGCUAAUCACUCUUUUAUGGAAUCUUCUGGAUGGAUUGAGAAUGGCUUUGUUUUGGAAGAUGGUAGAAGGUUGAGGGGAUCGGCUUGAGUGCCACUUAAGGCAUGGCCCUCCGGCUUUAGCCUAGCUGGGACUGGAAAUUUGCCUCCGGUGUGACUUUUUUGUUGGUUUGUUGGCUUCCCAUUGCACCUCAGGAGUUUUUUCAAAGGGUGCCACUGACAUCUCUGUGACAUAGAGUGCAUGGAAGAUUUCCACAGUUGUGGUUCACCCCCCUUCUUUCCUUGUCUUUGGGCCACACUUCCACAGCAGCAAAUGCCGGUUGUUGUCAACCAGCCUUACCCUACAGGGCUCUUUAUAUCUUGGCAUAAUGCUUCUUCCCCACCUACCCCUUAGUAAUAAUUCUGUGUCGCAUGCAUACGACUUGUGGCAUUACAAAGGCCUUUUCUGGCCAAGAUGCCACGUCGGUGUGUUGUGCCCGUCUGUCCGUGCGUCUGUGUGUGCGUGUGUGUGUUUGACUGUUGCUCAGGGUUGAUACAGCCCCCUGUCUAAAAUCAAAAAGAGGCAGGAAAAUUCUGUGUGGUCUCUCAUUGGUCAGGGACCAAGAAGUCUUACUAUGGAGCCUAUUCCACAAUUUGCUCCAGGGAGGCUAAUUGCUUUUGCAUUUCAUUAUUUUCCCUUCUCCUUGAUAUGAAAUGCUGCCUCCAUUUCUGGCUCCUGGGGUGUUUUCUUGAUGUCCAUUUGCCCCUCCAGCCUGUGGCAGCUCCUCCCAUCACAUGGCUGGCAGCAGUGUGGACCAUUUCUCAGGGACCUUCCUCAGCCAGAUGGAUUUUGGGAGUGAAGCUGAGAAUGUUAAUGCACUGCUCAAAGGAAAAGUUCAGAGACCUUCAGCGUCCCAUUUUUCCUCACUCUGCCAGCAUGCUUCCAGCUAUGUUUCAUCUAUAGAUGUACUUUUGUAAAGUAAAAAAGAAACAAACAAGAUUUCAUUCAAUCCCAUCUCUUGGAGAGAGCAUUGAUGUCUGAGCAUUAGCAGCAUGACUGAGCUGCUGUUUUCCUCUCUGGGUUGGAUGGUUAAGAAGGGGACAUGUUUGCUGAAUCCCUUGCCAUGGGAACAUAGCAGCCUUGAUAGAUCAAACCAACAGCACUUCUAACCCAGUCUUCUGCUCUCAUAACGGUCAACCAAUUGUCCCUGGGAAAUCCCACAGAUAUGAGCGCAAGAGCACCCUUCCAUUUUAUACACAGACCAGCCAGUGGAAAAAGCACUUGCAUGUGUAAAAUGAUCAUGCAUGAAAUGAAUUCAAAAUGUCUGCUGGGCCACUCACAUUUAACACACCAGUAAUCAAUGGCAGAGGCCACUGAUAGUAGUUAUGUGUAUGAUCCAGUGUACGUGGUAAGUAGCGUCAGAUAGGAUGGUAUGCAUGAAACAUUAAAUAAGCACCUUAUUUGUGGCUCAUAUAAUGCAAAGGUCAAUCCUGAGAGAGCACUUUCUCUUUACUUUUACAAAUGGCCUCAUCUUUAUAGUAGCUUAGCAAUAGAUAUUUUCUUUGCUUCCAGGAACCAAAGGAUGGAUCAAAAAACCCUCUUUCCGGUGUUUGAUCCAUCAAACAGCCCCAAAGAGAGCUAAAAGGACAUUACAAGUUCUGAAGCUCUGAAGGAUAAUUUAUCAGUGAGUUAAAAAAAGAUUUUCACACUUAUGUGAGCAUCUUUCCCAUUUUGGAAUCAUCCUAAGUGGCAAAGCAGGAAAGGUUCAAAUGUCGUUCACUGCGUUUCACAUUGGAUUGUUGCUUUUAGGAUUUCCAUAACACUUUUGGAAUGCACUUUAAAAUGGCUGUAUUUUGAUCUGCAAAAAGCAAACAAAGGGAUAUAAGUUGCCAAAAGACAUAUGCUGCAUCUGUAGUGAAGGUAUGUGAGCUAGAGUCUCUGUCAUCCGUGAUUCUACUGUCCAGCUGAUAUAUUAAAUGGACACCAUUUUAAAAAAGGUUUGGAUCUCUUUGUUGAUCCAGUUGUAGCAUUAUCACCUAUUUCUGCCACUUCCUUUAGCAAAAGCCCAAAGCUUGGCGUUAUUUUUGUUUUGGACUUCAGUUCCCAGAAUCCCCAUUUGUACAUCUGCAGCAUUUUCUAUAGUGAUAGGCUUGCAGAGGAAUCAUUUCCAUCCACAAGUUCACCUGAAUUCCUAGGAUGUAUUGCAAAAUUCAUAUUGCAUUCGUCAAGGAACCUCAGAGAUGGUUCAUUUGACCUGUUUCUCACAUCCAUCUUUAUCACUGGACUUUUGCAGCAUUGAGUGAUGACUUGCGAAUGUGAAUGGGCCUCCAGAGAUUUAAUUUCACAGUAAAACUUUUGUAUCAUCUUAAAGGCAAUGCUUUUCAACUGAGUCAGUUCACACUUUCAGCCAGCAGUAAUCAAGUGUAAUGAAAGUAAAUGAUGUAUAUGCAUUUUUAAAUUAGCCCCUAGCUCAACAGAUUUAUUCACUGCGCUGUGAUUGCUUAAAGGGAUAAAAAACAGAACAUAGUGUAAGGACUUCAAAUGCCUGUGCUACCAACUGUUAGCUAUUGAGGCAGGAGGAAGCAUGGUAAAACUUGACAGACAACUGUAGGAUGCUUGAGGAAAUCUACUGAUAUAACAUUGUAGCUGCAUAGGUUCACUUAUGAAAGUGAUUGCUUCUACCCUUAGCCAGAAUUCUUUUGGUAGUAACUAGAGUAACUCCACUGAAUCCAUUGUUGAGCAGUGAGUCAACUAUCAAUAGAAAUUAGGUCCAGAGCAUCAGAAUGUUUCACCAGUACAGUUGGUCCUCCAUAUUCACAUAUUCCUUAUCCACAGAUUCAACCAUCCACAGUUUGAAAAUACAGUGCACCCACAUUUUACGUGGGCGCAGCAUAUGUGGCUUUUAGCAUAUGCUGAAAGCCGUGACAGAAAAGCCCCUUGCAUGCCCCGGAAGAAGUAAUGGGGUGAGUGCCCGCCACCACACUGCUGUGCACCGCGGGUGUGAGCCCCAUUACUUCUAAUGGGGCUCCAGCACACUCGGAUUUCCCCUUACGCAGAAGGAUCCAGAACAGAUCCUUGCAUAAGGAGAGGGCCCACUAUAUAUAGAAAUUCCCAAAGGCAAACAUUGGCAUUUUAUAUGAGGGACAGCAUUUUACAAAGCGAUUGUAUUAAUGUGGUUUGAGCAUCCAUGGAUUUUGGUAUCCAUGGGGUUCCUGGAACCAAACUCAGCAAAUUCCAAGGAUCCACUGUAUUAUUUAUUUUUGAAAGGGGUGUGUGUUCCAUACUGAUGAUGUCAACUCAAAAGAUCAGAGUAAUACGCACAUGUUUUCAAGAUCUCAAAAACUUGCAUACUUUUUUGGGGUGAGAGUGUCCUUUUGUCUCAUCCAGUGAAGGUUUUCCUUUAUUAUUGAUCAGGGCCAGGGCCAUGAAUAGCUUACCACCAUUCAGUAUUUAAGGAGGAGAAAUAAAUUGGUAACAUUCUGUUGCUUAUUUCAACCAAACCAUCCAUUUCCUACAGUAAAAUAGAAUUAUGCUUGGGCAGACCAAAAAUUUAGAAAGCUUACUAGGGAUAUGGGGAGUGGGUUGCUUUGUUUUACAAAUUUUGCCUUGACUCCUGUUGGUUUGUUUCAGCGAGAGCAGACCCACUGAAUCAAUGAUUGAAUUGUGAGUCAAUACAUAGGUACGUCCAAUUGAUUCAGUGGAUUUACUCCAGUGAGGAGUAACAACAGGAUUUAGGCCAUUGCUAAACACCCUAAAUGCACCAGGUCCUGUCUGAUCUUGGAAGCUAAGCAGCGUCAGCCCUGGUUAGUACUUGCAUGCCAGUGAGUUCUCCAACUAUCAUCAGAUUUGAAGUUGAAGGCUUUCAUGGCCAACAUACAUAGUUGUUUGUGGGUUUUUCAGGCUAUGUGGCCAUGUUCUA